GCAUGGGCAUGGAAGGAGAACUUCCUGGAAGUGGGGACUCUGGAACGCUAUACAGUGGAGAGGACUAACUCCGGCAGCAGGGUGCUGUCCACGCUCACCAUCAACAUCAUGGAUGCCGACUUCCACACGCAGUACAAUUGCACCGCCUUCAACAGCUUUGGGCCGGGCACUGCCAUCAUCCAGCUGGUAGAGCGAGAGGUGCUACCUGUGGGCAUCAUCUCUUGGGCCACCAUCGGUGCAGGCAUCCUGCUCAUCUUCUUCUUCAUCGCCUUGGUCUUCUUCCUCUACCGCCACCGCAAAGGCAGCCGCAAGGAUGUAACACUGAGGAAACUGGACAUCAAGGUAGAGACUGUGAACCGAGAGCCACUCAUGAUGCAUUCUGACCGCGAGGAUGAUACCGCCAGCGUCUCUACAGCAACUCGUGUCAUGAAGGCUAUCUACUCG
Octodon degus (degu) is the source of this 444-nucleotide messenger RNA. RefSeq names its product kin of IRRE-like protein 1. Gene Ontology annotation, cellular component: cell-cell junction. Gene Ontology annotation, biological process: cell-cell adhesion. The annotation marks the transcript as partial. Lineage: Eukaryota; Metazoa; Chordata; Mammalia; Rodentia; Octodontidae. The transcript has 3 exons. Gene Ontology annotation, molecular function: cell adhesion molecule binding. The record is from RefSeq and is a predicted model, not a curated record.